Messenger RNA from Syzygium oleosum, 1016 nucleotides. RefSeq names its product BTB/POZ domain-containing protein At4g08455. Gene Ontology annotation, biological process: regulation of proteolysis; proteasome-mediated ubiquitin-dependent protein catabolic process. The transcript is spliced from 2 exons. Gene Ontology annotation, molecular function: ubiquitin protein ligase binding. The coding region runs from base 92 to 922 and encodes 276 amino acids. NCBI's taxonomy places the organism in Eukaryota, Viridiplantae, Streptophyta, Magnoliopsida, Myrtales, Myrtaceae. The record is from RefSeq and is a predicted model, not a curated record. Gene Ontology annotation, cellular component: cytoplasm.
CACCGACAUUGACAAACGUGCGCUGCAAAUGACAUGAGUACGAGAAAAAGUGAAGUGGUUUCGCAGAAGAAUUGGCUCUCUCGCCCAGCAAAUGCAGCGACCGUGCGCGAGGCAGCAUCACAUGGAGGAGUCGGAGACCGAGUCGGAGACCGAUUCGGAGCCCGAGUCCAUGCGGUGCAUAUCCUGCAAGGUGGAGUACGUCACGCGCGACGCCGGCACGUGCAAGGAGUGCUAUGAGGAGGCCAGCGAGACCGAGGAAGAGCUCAAGCGAGAGAUCAGGGACUUGGAGGCCAAGGUCGCCUUCUUGAAGUUGUGUUCUCCGACCGACCACCAGCAGCAGCAGCUCGGUGGCCGCUCCGGUGGAUCUGGGUUCACCGACAUCGUCUUGGUCGCCGCCGAGGACGGUCCCGACGGCGGGCCGUCCAUGCCGGUGCCGGCUCACAGGGCCAUUCUGGCUAACCGAUCCCCAGUGUUUAAAGCAAUGCUUGAGAAUGAGAUGGAAGAAAGCCGAAGCGGCACCAUUAAGAUAAGUGAUGUGUCAUAUGAUGCCCUUCGAGCAUUUGUCAACUAUCUUUGCUCUGCUGAAGCAUGCCUCGAUGAGCAAAUGGCUUGUGAGCUUCUAGUAUUGGCCGAAAAGUACCAGGUGGAGCACCUCAAAGCUUAUUGUGAGAAGUUCUUGGUAUCCAAAUUGAACUGGGACAACUCAAUUGUAAACUAUGCCUUUGCACACCAGCACAAUGCGAAACUUCUCCUUGAGGCCGCCUUGUCGUUAAUCUUGGACAAUAUGGAUAAACUCAGAAAAUGUCAAGAAUAUUCAGAAUUCGUUGAAAAGCACCCUGCCCUCGUGGUGAAGAUAUAUGAAAAAUGUCUUGCGAAGCAGGAAAACACUGCAGCACCUAAGGAUACUUCUGCAAAGACAUAGGCUUGUCUUGGUUUUUAUUUUGGUCAUAUAGUCUUAUCUUGUACGGGGUAACUGUUGACGAGAAAAAUAAUUUUAUGUUAUUUUGAGUUUGAAG